Messenger RNA from Brassica rapa (field mustard), 1846 nucleotides. RefSeq names its product serine/threonine-protein kinase PEPKR2. Lineage: Eukaryota; Viridiplantae; Streptophyta; Magnoliopsida; Brassicales; Brassicaceae. Gene Ontology annotation, biological process: protein phosphorylation. Gene Ontology annotation, molecular function: ATP binding; protein kinase activity. The record is from RefSeq and is a predicted model, not a curated record.
UAUAUACACACAUCACACAGUCUCGUUAUAUCCUUCUUCUUAAACGAAGAUCUGCUGCUUGAUUCAGGCUUAAGCUUUUUUCCCCAAUUCGUCGAGAUUGCUAGGGUUUUGAUCUUCGCUACUGUUUUGAUUUAUCGGGAUUCGAUUCUGUACCAGUUCUUCAAUUCGCUCCAUUGGGUCUUCCUCAUCGGCAGAAAGAACGCUUUUUGGUGAUCCCCGAGGUUCGAUCAAGGGACUGAGUGUAAGGCUUUGCAAUUUCGAACUAGCAUUUUCCGGUAAAGUUACCUCUUUUGAUGAGGAAGAAGCGGAAAGGAAGUGAAACUGAGUGUUCAGAGGAGUCAUCAUGUGCAGCUGCGUCACGAACAACCAACUUCAGGUCACACUUCUCUUUAGAAGGUUACGCUAGGCUUAAGAAGCGGUGCAAGGAGAAUGACUCUGUUGGUUCCUUUAAGAGACGUCUCGCUGGCGUUGCUACUGCACCUCCCUGUGGUGCAUCGUCUUUGGUUUCGUCAGGGAGAGGUUUGAGAAGGAAGAUAGGUUGCAUUGAUGUUUCUACGCAGACGGGUAGGAAGAAUAAGAUAGAUGAUGAUUAUGUCUUUGGUCCAAGUAUUGGGAAAGGUAACUUUGGAUCGGUGAGGAUCUGUAGGUCGAGGAAUAACGGGAUGGAUUUCGCUUGUAAGACUUUGAAAAAGGGGGAGGAGACUGUUCACAGGGAGGUUGAGAUAAUGCAGCAUUUGUCUGGUCAUCCUCUGGUUGUCACAUUGCAUGCGGUUUAUGAGGAGUCGGAUUGUUUCCAUCUUGUGAUGGAGCUGUGUUCCGGGGGACGUUUGGUUGAUCAGAUGGUUAAGUGUUCUGAGCAGCGAGCAGCUAAUGUAUUCAAGGAACUUAUGCUGGUUAUUAGCUAUUGCCACGAGAUGGGAGUUGUGCAUAGAGAUGUGAAACCUGAGAAUAUUCUUCUCACAGGUGGUGGGAAGAUUCAGCUUGCUGAUUUUGGGCUUGCGAUGAGGAUUGCUAAAGGUCAAACGUUGUCUGGAUUGGCGGGAAGUCCAGCUUAUGUGACACCUGAGGUUAUUUCUGAAAAUUAUUCAGAGAAAGUCGACGUUUGGAGUGCUGGAGUCCUCUUGUACGCUCUCUUGUCUGGUGUACUUCCUUUCAGGGGAGACUCUCUGGACGCCAUUUUCGAAGCGAUAAAGAAAGUGAAGCUUGAUUUCAACUCGGGUGUGUGGGAGUCCGUUUCCAAACCGGCUCGUGAUCUAUUGUCAAGAAUGCUAACAAGGGACGAAUCUGCCAGAAUCACAGCGGAUGAAGUGCUAAGGCAUCCAUGGAUACUCUUUUACACAGACAUGACACUCAAGACGAUGUGUAUCAAGUCGAAGCACAAGGGUCAAGCAGGACCUCCUCCUCCGUGUCUCCAGAUUCGCAGUCUGAACCUAAACAGAACUAACAUAGAGAAGAAGACAACAUCUGAUUCAUUCUCCAACACAGAGGAGGAGGAGGAAGAAGAUGAGAGCGGUGUGGUGGAUGCGCUUGUGGUUGCCAUCUCCAACGUGAGGAUCUCAGAACCAAAGAGAAUCAGAGUCUAUAGUCCAACAAACAUCCCUCCCAUGGAACAGCAACACUCUUCUAACUUGACUGCGACUAAUACACUUUGUCGAGCCUUCUGACCCAAAAUCACAUGGGAUUCGACCAAGUGUCCUAGUUACACGUGAUAUGAUGAUCUUAGUGACUUCUUUAUUAUGUCUCUAAUAGUUGGAUUUGAUCUGAUUACCUUAAAAUUCUCACUAUGUUGUACAGAUCAUGUAAAUAGUAUACUCAAUAGCAAUUAAAAACGUUUUUGCUCUCCCUA